AUGUUAAUACCUCCAAAGUCAAAAAGACAUUAAACUAUUGAUUAAGGAGAAUACUUAUUUUAAUAAAGGAAAAAUUUCGAUCCUUAUACUGAGAUGAUGAAGAAACAGUAAUAAUAGGAAAUUAAUUUAUUUCGAAAGGCAUUUGCAAAUAUUGCUUCAUCUAGAAUUCAUGCAUAACAUCUAAGUGAAAAAAGAGAAUAAAUUGUAAUAAUAUAGUAAUUAAAUUAUAAGGUUUUAACUGUUCAUAAAAAAAAAAGAGUUUAACCAAAGUCUGAAUUCAAGUUACCUACUUUAGGUUAGGGAGAAAAGACAGAGAGAGUUAAAAUAAAAUUUCCUCCUUAGAGAAUUAAGAAAAUUUUUGUUUGAU
Paramecium pentaurelia is the source of this 367-nucleotide messenger RNA. The record is from the annotation of a GenBank genome assembly. NCBI's taxonomy places the organism in Eukaryota, Ciliophora, Oligohymenophorea, Peniculida, Parameciidae.